AUGGACCUGUCUCAGCGCCCUAAUCCGCACCACGCGCAUCCGCAGCCCCAGCACCAGCACCAGCACCAACAGCUCCAGCUCCAACAUCAACACCAACAACACCAGCACCAUCAACAUCCGCCGCAGCACCAGUCGCAUCAGCUCGCGCACCACGCGCACCAUGCGUCGCCCUUCAGCACUGCGCGCGGCGCCUCUUCCCAUUCAACGGCUGGCGGCCCUGCGCUGACGCCGGGAUCCGCAUCCUCCACCUCCGUCGUCACCUCCCCCACUUCCGUCUCCCACCAGCUGCCUUCAGCUUCCCGAAAUGCUUCAAGCUCUCGCCAUCAUCAGCCGAGCGACUAUCAGCAGGACAGCGACGACCAGGAGGACACUAAGCCUAUCAAUGGCGAUGAGCCUCCCAAGAAGAAGCAGAAGCGCAACAAGCCCACGCUGUCGUGCCAUGAGUGCGUGGAGCGCAAGACCAAGUGCGAUAGAGGCCGACCACACUGCCUUGCUUGUAUAAAACGUCAAACCGAAUGCAGAUAUGCUCAUGUCGCAAAUCUCCUCGAGGAGACGACUCGGUCAGCGGCCAAUGGCCGACGGAUGACCAAGGCUCCCAAGAAGAAGGCUGAUUCUAGUGGCAAGUCGCCAAUUCCCAACAUCGCCGAUCGAGGCAUCUCCAAUGAUCCGGGGGCCACAUCUAGAGGAGCUGUCGCCCUCUCCAUCGGCCUUCUCUCCAACGUUCCCUACUCGUUACCCACCGCCAGCAAUGUCUUUGGAAUUGGAUCGGAGCACCCCUUUGCAAAUUACUGGACCUGCGAGGGAGGCUUACCCGAGGUCAUCUCCGUCCUCCCGGAAAAGAUCCAGGCCGACAUCCUGCUGAGCCGCUACUUCGAGUGUGUCGACCCCGUUUAUCCCAUGAUUCAUCGACAAACCUUUUACGCGGACUAUGAGCACUUUUGGCAAAUGGGGCAGCCAGAGAAGAAUGAUGUGGACCCGUCGUUCAUCGCUAUGAUCUUUGUAAUGCUGGCUCUUGGCACUCAGUUCGUGACAACGUCAACAUCACCCCGGGAGCGAAAGCAGACGGCCGAGUUCUACGCAUCGGCCAGCAACCAAGCCUUACGGGUAUCAUCCUAUCUGAGCAGCGCCUCAUUGCGCUCAAUCCAGGCCAUGGUGCUCAUGACAUAUUUCCUCAUAAACGACAACCACGCAUCAGAUGGAUGGGCGUUUGCGGGCAUCCUGAUCCGGCAGGCCUAUGCCAUGGGCCUCCAUCGCGACCCAAAUAUUGUAACACCCAAUGCUAGUCUCUUUGAGAAACAGCAGCGGAGGAAACUCUGGCAGGCCGUCUUGCUUCAGGAUACAUUUCUGACAGUACUCCUGUCUCUACCACCCUCAGCAACACAUACCGAUGUGUCUGUCGAGGACUUGUUGGAUGAUGGCUCCUCGAUUGCUAAUAGCGACCCUACGGACACGGCAUAUAUUCGAGGCUCUUGGACGCUCGCGAACCUGGUUCAGGAGACAAUCUGCUCCCCCAGGUCAUUAGACGUGCCCAUCUGCACUACCGCAAGGCACAAGUCGAAAUUGAUUGCCGACUUCCGAGCUGUGUAUCGAUCGUUUCCGGAUGUGUUUAGAUCAUGGGAUCCGGAUAGCAUCACUGCACUGUCCAAGACCAACAAGCGGGUCGUUCGGCAGACGUUAUUCCUAACGAGCAACUACUUCCACAACUUGAUGUUGGUUCACGCCUCCGAAAGCCCCGAUGUUCCAGUCAACAUCCGGGGCACGCUCGAAGCGGCACACGACGCCAUCAGCGCAUUCUUCUUAUUGUUCGCACUUCUUGAGACAGAGGCUCGGGUUUGGUGGGUCUUUAACCAUCGGGCGUUUUUGGAGGCGUUGUGCAUCGGAAAUGUUCUUCGUGAGGCGUCUCGGGAGCCCGGCGGCUCAGAGGCCAUGGCGAGGGAUCCGCUGCUUGUGAGGGCGAAAGCUGAUAUUACGAGGAUGAUUCAGAUCAUGCAGGUCAUGGGUGAAGACUCCGAUGUGGCUCGGACGCGAGUGCAGGUACUGAGCGAGUUUCUUGUGUGA
Messenger RNA from Ilyonectria robusta, 2058 nucleotides. RefSeq names its product fungal-specific transcription factor domain-containing protein. The coding region runs from base 1 to 2058 and encodes 685 amino acids. NCBI's taxonomy places the organism in Eukaryota, Fungi, Ascomycota, Sordariomycetes, Hypocreales, Nectriaceae. Gene Ontology annotation, cellular component: nucleus. Gene Ontology annotation, biological process: DNA-templated transcription; regulation of DNA-templated transcription. Gene Ontology annotation, molecular function: DNA binding; zinc ion binding; DNA-binding transcription factor activity, RNA polymerase II-specific. The transcript is spliced from 6 exons. The record is from RefSeq and is a predicted model, not a curated record.